AAGUUGACUAUAUCAGUACGCGUUACAGGAUCCAUAGACGGGAAUUCUAUGCCUACAAAGGGAAAGUAUAGUAUUAGCAUUAAAUUACAAACCACCUCAGAUCACCAGGAUGGUGUUAGUAAAUGUGGCAUGCUAAGGAAACUGGAGAGGUUGCAGUGGCAAUAAGCACAAUUAUAAAAGCAGACUUAAAUUGCUGUUAAGUGUUGUCAUUGGGCAAAAUGCUGCGUUUCUAGGUACCAUAAAAGACAACUUCUUGAUGCAGCUAGUCAAGAAACCUACAAGAAGAGAAGUGAUUCUUGGCUUUUUCAAACUGUGUAGGAUCACACACUCAAGAGCUACUCCAUAAGGGUAGAAGAGGUCUCAUCAAACUGUAGAUGUCUACAGCUGAGCUAGUCGAUUGCUUCCAUAGUUUUGGGAAUAAAUGGAUACUUUACAGUGCAGUUUAUUGGCUACAUAUAGACAGAUAACGAAUCUCACCCUCUGUGUCCCUAAUGCACUCAGAGCCACAGCCUUGCAGGAGUGAGGAGAAUCAAAAUAUCCAAUACAGUAGAUACUAAUUUAAAAGAUGGAAAGUAAAUAAAAAUGAGAAAGCUUGUUGCAAGGAAAUUUAAAAGAGUAGUCAAAGAUGCUGUAUUCUUGCAGGCAGAAUGGAGAAUGUUCAGGAAUAGCGUAUUAGACACUUAGAGCAAAUCUAUAUGAUCUAUCAAGAAAAGACUUUGGAAACACCAAAAAGGGUUCUAUCAUUAAACAGCAGGGGAGGAAGCUUUUAGAAGGAAAAAAAAGGCAUCCCUCAGAUUUUAGAUUGUAUCCAAAUAGAAAAAAUCAUAAACCCUAGCAAUUUUGUUAUAAAAUUACAAGAAUGUAGAAAGAAUUUGCUAAAGGUAUGAAAACUAAGUCCUUUUUCAGAAACGUUAGAAGUAGGUAGUCUGCCAGACAGUUUGUAGGUCUAGUAAGUGACUGAAAAAUGAAAGUAUAGUCAAGUUAAAUAAACGUUACAGGUAUGUCUCAAAAUGAAGUAUCAGUUGAGGUUUCAGAGUAACUGAACAAAUAGUAAUGAGUAGCCAGAACCGAGACUUCUAAAGGGAUUUAAGAAUGAAAUUGCUAGCUACUGUCUCCAGCGUGGGCUUUAUUGUUUACAAUUGCAUCAGUACAAGGAAACAGGAAGGCAGCAAUGUGAUGACCAUUUUUAAAGCGGUAUCAGGAGGGAUCCAGUGAGCAGUUGACCGUAAUAGUACGUAGAAUAUAUAAAGAAUAUAUAUAGGACUUAUAAACUGCAAUGGAGAAUAACAUCAACAAGACUGAUGGAUCCUUAUGAUAAAGAGGAGUUAAUGUGCCCUUUGUAGAGAAAAGUUGUGCCCCAAAAAUCUAUUAGGUUUUCUGAAAAAGUCACUGAGGAUGUGAACAGGGUGAUUCAGUAGGUAUCGUAUACUUGGAUCUUCAAAAGGCCCUUGACAAGAUCUCUUACAAAUGUCUUUUGACAGGGGCUUGUGAUAAGAGGGAACAUCUCAUGCACUAACAAAUGGUUAAGCACUAAGGAACAAAAAGGAGGAAAGCGGUCAGUUUUCUGAAGGGGAGCGGUCACAAGUAGAAGCUCAGAGUCACAGAAGGAUUUCGCAGUACUGAGACACAGUGCAGUAUGAUGGUGGGUGAAAUUCUGUGUUGAUAAAUGCAAGGUAGAGCACAUGGAAGAAAAUGUGGCUCGUAUGCUUACAGAGGAAUGGACUUUGAACUAGAUAUAGCCACACAGGAAAAAGAUCUUGCAAUUGUACUAAAUAAUUAAAAUGUUAGUUUAGUGCUUAGUAAAUAGAGUGGCAGGAAUUUCUAGGAAGGGAACAAAACAGCCCGAUUGUGCCACCGUAGUUCCACGGUAUGAUGGGGGGGCAUCUCCCCAGUCUGCCCACCUCAAAAGGCUUUAGCAGCACAAGAGAAGAUACAGAGAAAGGCAAAAAGCAUGAGGAAAACUACGCAAUGCCUCUGCGUGAGAAAUGACUAACUAGGCUGCAGCUCUUCAUCUUAGAAAAAAGGGCAGUGAGGGAGGCAUGCCUAUAAGCUCAUGGCACAGGAAAAAAGGAACAGGUAAUAGUUAUUCAUUGUUUCCGAUAAUAUAAGAAGUAAAGAGCACCAACUGAAAUGGUCAGACAGCAGGUUCAAAACGGAAGAUAGUUUUCUUAUGCUGUAAGACUGAAUUAUGAAACUAAUUGCUACACAAGAUAUUUCAGAUGCCAAAAUUUUACAGAAAUUCAGAACGUGGUUUGAAAAAUUCAGUUCAUUAAACAUAAAGAUAUCACCUUUUCCCCAGGAAGAACCUGAACUGGAUCUGUGGGUAGCUGGAAUUUAAGAAAGUAUAUCGGGAAAAUACCAUUACAUGCCUCACCUAUUUUUAUGUUCUUCCCUAGGCAUCUGCUACCUGUCGCUGUCAGAGAGUACUGGGUUGGAGGGACUUGCUCUGCCCGAGGGUGGAGGGUCCUAUGUUUCUUUUUCUGCAAAGUCCCGUUAGAAUAUUGAGGAAAGGGAUAAAAUAGGACUUAUUGCAUAUUCUGAAUGAUGGCAGGCUAUACUUAUUACAGUCUAAGUCGUUUAAAGCAAAAAAAAAAAGUAAUAUUCAAACUUGCCCACGGUUGUUGUCACAGCACUGAGCAGGGGGCAGGCACUAGAGGGGUAUCUAGAACCGGAUUUUGUUGAGCUGAUAAACUAGCUUUUAGCAUUACUAUUUUAGUAUCUGCAGCCGUUUCAGAGUGCCCUACAUGUUGGAUAAGCCAGCUCAGCACACAUUUGGCCGCUAUAACUGCGGACUGCCACUACAAAGGACAGUCUGCUCUUCCUCCUGUCCCUGACUGAUCCAGCAAGGAAACAAAUUUACCACCAACUCGCCCAAAAUAAGCACUUUUGCGAUGCCUCAGCUUAUGGCUGCACAAUUGCUAGAUGUGGCUGUGCAGAGGAGGGAGCAGAGCUCUCCCCUUCUGGCGGCAGCCCACAGUUAUACUGCUUUAGUCACCGUGCGAAAGCACGCGUCCCCUUCCAUUCUGCAAAAAUCACACGAAAUAACGGUUUUUCAGAAAUAAUCUUUUAAUGUCCCUUCUAUAAGAAUGGUGUGGGUUUUGAUGCAACUUUCCUUUCGCAUUUCAGCUGUUUUUCCCCUACGAGCGGGAAUUUGCCGUGGCAGAGAGCUUUUGCCCAGGCUGACUGAAGGGGUGAGCCGUGCCCUUGCAGCUCCCAGCAUCAGCAGCGCUUUCGUCCCCUGCUGAGGAAUUCUUUCCUUAGCUGGUUUCUCUCAGUCGGGGUUGUUUUUAUUGGUUUGUGCUGUGAAGAAUAUGUGGGUAUCUGUACAUAAACUUCUCAUAAUAUGCAGUAGCAUAUUUUUACCAUGCGGUCCACCAAGUCUCUUCGCAGCAAGAAAUACUAGGGAAGUUUGGGGAUUCAGGAAAGAGCUCCCGUCGGUCUCCUAUCAAGUGCAGCAGAGACUGGAUCUUAGCAGGAAGAUGGCAUUAAUAUUGCAGAGUAAUGUCUGGCAUUUAAUUCGCCUUCUGAGGCAGCGCUCCGGGAAACCAUGUGAUGUCAGUGGGUGUUGAGAGAUUGCUGCGUGCAAAAUGCUUCGGGGGUUUUGUGAACACGUCGCUGGAGGAGGCAGUCCCCAGUUAAAGGGCAGGCUCAGCUGAGCAACGCAGUUUGCAGGUAAAGGAUGAUUCCGGAUCGUAAGCGUAGCGCUGUGCUUGGAAGCAGUGCAAACACAGGUUGCAGCAGGCUUCGUACUCUGCCUCGAGGAGCAGCUCCUGCAUUUGCUUCCAGUACGUGAACUGAUGCAGUUUCCCUGCAAAACUGUGCAGGAUGCAAGGGUGGUGAAUGCUGAACUCAGCUGCUGCAGAUGGUGGGACUGAAUCUUCGGCUUUAGUGGAUGACAAUGGCAGCGAGGAAGAUUACAGUUAUGAGGAACUCUGCCAAACUAGUCCGAGAUACCUGCAGCCCGGAGGGGAACAGCUAGCGAUUAAUGAGCUGAUAAGCGAUGGCAGCAUUGUCUAUGCAGAAGCGCUCUGGGACCAUGUGACUAUGGAUGACCAAGAACUGGGCUUCAAAGCUGGAGAUGUCAUUAGAGUCCUAGAAGCUUCCAACAAAGACUGGUGGUGGGGAAGAAAUGAGGACAAGGAAGCCUGGUUUCCAGCUAGCUUUGUCAGGCUGCGAGUUAAUCAGGAAGAACUGCCAGAAAACUGUGGUAACAUUCAGGAUGAAGAACAAGAUGCAGCUAUUAGCAAGCAUCGUCAGAAAAUGGCAGAAAACAAAGAUCAGAUGAGGACCAAUGUCAUACAGGAAAUUAUGAACACAGAACGAGUCUAUAUCAAACAUCUCAAGGACAUCUGUGAGGGUUAUAUUCGGCAGUGCCGCAAACAUACAGGAAUGUUCACUGUGGCGCAGUUAAGCACCAUUUUUGGGAACAUUGAAGAUAUUUACAAAUUCCAAAGGAAGUUCCUGAAAGAUCUGGAGAAGCAGUACAACAAAGAGGAACCUCAUCUAAGUGAAAUAGGGUCAUGCUUUCUUCAACAUCAAGAAGGCUUUGCUAUUUAUUCAGAGUAUUGUAACAAUCAUCCCGGUGCCUGCAUUGAACUUUCCAAGCUAAUGAAACAGGGCAAAUACCGUCACUUCUUUGAGGCCUGUCGCUUGCUUCAGCAGAUGAUUGACAUUGCCAUUGAUGGUUUUCUUCUCACGCCUGUUCAGAAAAUCUGCAAAUACCCUCUGCAGCUUGCAGAAUUGCUCAAAUAUACCACUCAGGAGCACAGUGAUUAUAACGACAUUAAAGCUGCAUACGAGGCGAUGAAGAAUGUAGCAUGCCUGAUCAAUGAGCGAAAGCGUAGACUGGAAAGCAUAGACAAGAUUGCGCGUUGGCAAGUAUCUAUAGUGGACUGGGAGGGACCAGAUGUGUUAGCCAGAAGCUCAGAACUGAUCCACUCGGGAGAACUGACUAAAAUUUCAAAGCAAGGUAAAAGCCAGCAGAGGACUUUCUUCCUUUUUGACCAUCAGCUUGUGUUCUGUAAGAAAGACCUGCUGAGAAGGGACAUCUUGUAUUAUAAGGAUCGUAUGGACAUGGAUGAGAUGGAACUUGUGGACACAGAAGAUGGCAAAGACAAAGACUUUAACAUUACUGUCAAGAAUGCUUUUAAGAUUAUAAACAGAGCAACAGAAGAGAUUCAUUUGUUCUGUGCAAAAAAACAGGAGGAUAAGAAGAGAUGGAUGGAGGCAUGUGAAAAUGAAAGGAGGAGAGUUCAGGAAGAUAAAGAAAUGGGAAUGGAAAUCUCAGAAAAUCAGAAGAAACAAGCCAUGCAGAAUGCCCGAAAGUCAAGGCAUGGAAAAAUUAAAGGUGUAAGCUAUAACGGGUGUCCUAUGCCUCCUCCACACCAAAGCUUGCAUCCCAUUCAUCAGCGCCACAUCACUGUGCCUACCAGCAUCCCGCAGCAGCAGGUUUUUGCCCUGGCAGAGCCCAAGCGGAAGCCGAACCUCUUCUGGCACACCUUCAACAAACUCACCCCAUUCAAGAAGUGAGAGGCCAAGGGCCUUGGAAGGACACUAGCACGGGAGGAGAGUUAUUCCAGAGAAGAACCUUCGAGACACAGUUAAGCUUGUUUGAGCUCAGUGAAUCCUCAGUUCUGGAGGGAAGAACUUAGGCUCCCUUGAGCCAGAAAUACCACCUUUAGAAGAAGAGUGAAGUUCAUCAACACUGUUCAGAAGCAAUGUGGAUGGUGUCAGUGAGCAUUGCUGAUGAAGAGCAGUUUCCCUUCUGAUAAAGACAAAUCGCUGUUGUUCUAAAGCAGCAGUAUUUGAUCUCUGUUUCUUAGUAAUCUUGAAAUAAUGAUGGCAUCAUUCAGGUCAUUGUAACAUUUCAUUUUUCUUGAUCUUAUACCGAUGGCCAAAUUUAGGUUAGGGAGGAAUUUUUCCCUAGGGGUAUAUCAGCAGGGAAUCUUAGGGGAGUUUUCUCCUUCCUUUUGGAGCACUGAGGAGGGACCACCCACUAAAAUCAGGUGGAGAGAUCCCAUAUAAUUGAUGUGCUGUUGCAGAAUUUGGCAGACCUUAAUCCUUCCUGUCUUUUUCUAUUAAGUUGCCAAACGGCAGGAGAAAGUCCCGCAAGGCCUUAUCAUAUUCCAGAUUGGAACAGGGAAAUUUUGUUCUGUCAUAUAGAAAAGAAACAUGAACAGAGUGCAAAAUGGACUAUAGAGAUUUGUGCAUUUAUUGCAUACAAGUUUAAACAAGAGGAGCCCACGGCAUCUCUGAUUACUUUCAGUCAUAGCAAUAUACUGCAUGCAUGUAGACUCUUCAGUACAGAGCUUUUAUACCACUUCCUGUGCAUUAGCCUGGGAGAUGCUUCUUUAUACUUCUGAUAUGCUUAUUUCUCAGUGUAAAAAGUAUUUCUUUUUUAAUUUUUUAAUGGAGAUAAUGUGAAUGUACAAAGUUAGAGUCGAGAAAGUACGAGAGACUGCUGGCACUAUAGUCUGUGUUACAUAAUUCUCACACUUUGUACUCCCUAUUCAUACAGCUUCACUUAAAAAUGGAUGAAGGGUAAUAUAAAUGUCCAUUAAGUUCCUGAAGCAGUCUGAAUCUAUGCUUCUUACGCACAGUCAAUUGACAGUGGGUUUUGACCAAUUGUUUCUUCGCAAAGAAAGAGAAAUCCUUACCGGAACGGACAGAGAAAUUGUGUGGAUCACAAAUGGACUGUUGUCUAAGAACCAUCAUUUUGUAUUGGAAGGGGAAGGACAUGUCUUGAGUAAGGUCAGCUCUGGCCAGCAUCUGCAAUACCUAAUUUGCCCUAAUUUGCCUAUGACAUGAAGUUGAUUUGAGAGAAUUACUUUUAAAAAGCCACCAGAAGGAAACAGGAUAUUGACUUUUGCAGCACUGAUCAUUUCUGUUUGAUACUUUUAAUUAAAAAUGGCAAGACUGUUGUUAAUGCGGAAGGAAAGAAAGACUCUGUAUGUUUCAGAACUGAUUUGUUAUGAAUGUCUUUCAAAUAUUUUAUCAUAUGCUGCUGAUUAGGGGCAUUAUCUGAUGAUAAAUAUAGAUUCAAGAGUAUUCUUUGACAAUGGACACAAUCAGCUUUGUCAUGAAUCUGUAAUAUAUGAAGAACAAAAAGAGGCUAGAGGCCAAGCAUCUUACUAGCAAUGUAAAAAAGCCUUAUUUUAAACAUGUAUUUGUUCCUACUACUAUUGUUACCUCUAUAUUUUUAUUUAUCAUCAGUGUUGUAGAGCCCAGCAGUCUGAUGAUUUUGUGAUUUGGUAACUGUGGCAACUUCUGCAAAGCCUGGGUUUAUAGAUUUAAUUUUAAAUGACAUCUUUGACAACUGUACAUUUCAAAUGCCUUGUGUAUAUAGCUCAGCAAUAAUGCAAAGUUUGGUGAUGCUCAAUUGUAUAGUUCACUGCGUAGUGAACUACUUUGCUUGUGCUUUUCUGUAGUGAUGGAAGAUGACCUGGACAGUUAAGAAGUGGAAAUAUACAUUUACAUUUUCAGUGAUCCACGUUACAGAAAGUACACAAGAAAGUCCGUGAUACAGCUGGCUGGGUUGUGUGUUUCUUUUGAUAUUUAGAACAAGCCAUCUCCUUUCAGAAUUUUUUGAAAGAUAAUUCUAAAUGUUCAAUUUAAACCCGAGGAACGGACUUCCACAUGAAGGCACAGAUGCAUGCCUUUCUUCUUAAAUGAGCAACCCUUUUGUAAGUGUUUCUUAUAUACCCAUUUUUCUGGGUACUUGCCAUGUUCAGGCCUGCCAACCAAAGUGGUGCACAUACCAUGGAAGUGGAGAAUUUUUUAUAAUCACAUUUUGAAAGAUUUGUUCUAGAUUUUUAAAGAGGUCUGAAGUUGUAUUGCAGUGCACACCCAGCAGCUUUCCCAGCUGGUCAGGUUUCUCUGCCAUGUUCGGUGGGCCUGGAGCCAUUAUGAGAUCCACACUUACUAACAUACUUGCCUUUGAUAAAACCUUCUCCAUUUCAGGGCUAGGUUCUGUGGGAGUGCUGGGAAAAAAAAAAGAUUUUAGGAUGUAUCUUCUGACAUGACAGUGCCCACAAAGGCUCUUUCCACAUAGUAGUGCUGGUGCCUUAGCCCUAAAAAUGAACAGAAAUGUUUGCAUGUGGUAUGGGAUGUAUCGGGUUUCUUCUGAAGAGAACUUCAUUUCAGAGAGAUGAAAAGCAAGUGUUUCAUUGUGCAGAUUACUCAGGAAAGUUUUACAUAUAAUACCCUAUAUGUAGACAUAGUUGUAUAAUAUUCUCAGUGUCUUUAUUUGCAAUCUGAUUUUGCAACAGGUUAAGAGGAAACCAAUAUGAUAUCCAUUUUAUUGUGUUCUUUAUUUAUAGGUCAGGGAAUGUGCUGGCUAUGCAGGGAAGACUGAUAAAAUACAAGAAGACAGGCCAAAUUUAGACUACACCAUAAUCUUUUAAACAAAUUGUAAUUAAAUGAAAAUACUCAAUUCCAUUAUCCAACAAUCAAAGCAAAUAUUUAAUAGGAGGUUCAGCCUGAUUUUAAGAGUCUGUGGAGAAAACAGUUGCAAUAAUACGUAAAAGUUUGUAUUUUAGCAACUGUUGCCUUGAGCAAAACUCAAAAGUCUUGAUCCUACUUCUGACAAAAUUUGCAUAUCAUCAGAAAAGUGUGAAUGCAACAGCUGUUCUUUUCCUCUUACUUUCACAUGCUCUAAGUUACUAUAAACUGUUCUAGAGCAACUACUAAGCACAGUUGUGCCUCAUUUAGAUAAAGCACAGCCAGAGCCUUCCUGAUGGCCUGCUGAGCAGAUAACCUCAGACUUUAAGCAUGAGAUGCAGUAAAAUAUAAUUGUCCUCAAAUGUGUUCCUACUGGAUUAGGAUAAUGCCAAACCAUAAUUGCAUCCAACUCAGAGCAUUUGAUGUACAAAAUAAUAAGAUUGCUUUACAAGUGGCUCUUGCCAUGCUAAAUUUCACAGUGAGUUUUAGUGGUCAGUGUAAUAAAGGACUUCAAAGACAGACUACUCAAAUGUUCCACAUUUUAGUUGUCUUUUGAAAAUAAUCAUAACAGAGUUUUGGAGCCAAAGGUCUUUAGCCAUAACUAAUACAGUAUCUUUCUUUAUCUGCCUUUCUCCUUUUUUUUCUAAACCUGUGGCAUUUGUAUGUGGGAGAUGCCUCCUGAAUGAGCUCUAAUUUAAAACUAUUUGUUGUAAAUACUAGGGAUGACUUGCAUAUGUAUUUUAUUUUGACAAGCGUUUUGUAACAUUUUAUCUUGCGUACAUUGCUUUGUGCAUCUUACCAUCUGUGUGCUGUUACACAUGUUGUAAAUCAAGUGUUAUGGCUACAGAGCAGAUGAAAUGGCUGUUGACAGCUGAAGUACAUGUAUAGGACUGCAGUAAUUUGAUGUGUAUUUGUUCUGAAGUAAUUGCAUUACAAGGUUUAUUUACUCUUGGAACACUGUUUGUCAAAUGACUCUAUUUUCUGGAAAUAAGUACAAACUACAUUCCCAUUACUUUUACUGUACAUGUUUUAAUUAAAUAAUGUACAAAGCUGAAGUUCCUCAGCUGUAUUUUAUAAAACUUUAUUGUGCAGUUUAAAGAUGUUUUUUGAUGUCCACAAAAUCUCUUCUGUGAGGCAAAAAUAUAUCUAAUAUCAUAUUUAUUUUAUUAUUUUGAAGCAAAAAAUGUCACACUGUGUUCUACUGUUUUUUCAGUAACAGCGACAGUACUUCCUAGCACUAAUUCGUUUUAACAAACUACUAAACCUGAUUCUGGGGUUGAACGCUUCAUCAUUCAGGCAAAAAACAUCCUUGUUACUGUCCCAUCCACAGGCAUCUACCAUCAUUGUGCUUUACCUCUUCCUGGCAGACAGUUCCUACAGUACCCCGGGAAGUAAAUGUACAUGCAGCUUCUUGUAUUAAUAAAAGUAUUGCUAAACAGAG
Struthio camelus australis is the source of this 9880-nucleotide messenger RNA. The record is from RefSeq and is a predicted model, not a curated record. NCBI's taxonomy places the organism in Eukaryota, Metazoa, Chordata, Aves, Struthioniformes, Struthionidae.